Molecule: messenger RNA, 1571 nt
Organism: Mesocricetus auratus (golden hamster)
Lineage: Eukaryota; Metazoa; Chordata; Mammalia; Rodentia; Cricetidae
Gene: Chmp6
Product: charged multivesicular body protein 6
Exons: 8
Coding region: 77-679 (200 amino acids)
Biological process (GO): late endosome to vacuole transport via multivesicular body sorting pathway; vesicle budding from membrane
Cellular component (GO): ESCRT III complex; multivesicular body
Source: RefSeq, a predicted model, not a curated record
GGCGGGCGGAGUACGGUGGCCGCGGGGCGCGGCGGCGGCGGCGGCGACGGGCUCGGCCGGCCGGCGCGGGGCCGCCAUGGGCAACCUGUUUGGCCGCAAGAAGCAGAGCCGGGUCACCGAGCAGGACAGGGCCAUCCUGCAACUGAAGCAGCAGCGGGACAAGCUGAGGCAGUACCAGAAGAGAGUCACGCAGCAGCUGGAGAGGGAGCGGGCCCUGGCCAGGCAGCUGCUGCGGGAUGGCAGGAAAGAACGGGCCAAACUGCUGCUCAAGAAGAAGAGGUACCGGGAGCAGCUGCUGGACCGGACAGAGAACCAGAUCAGCAGCCUGGAAGCCAUGGUUCAGAGCAUCGAGUUCACGCAGAUUGAGAUGAAGGUGAUGGAGGGACUCCAGGUGGGCAACGAGUGUCUGAAUAAGAUGCACCAGGUGAUGUCCAUCGAGGAGGUGGAGAGGAUCCUGGACGAGACCCAGGAGGCGGUGGAGUACCAGCGGCAAAUCGAUGAGCUGCUGGCAGGAAGCUUCACUCAGGAGGAUGAGGAAGCCAUUCUGGAAGAGCUGAAUGCAAUCACUCAGGAACAAUUGGAGUUACCGGAGGUUCCUUCAGAACCCCUCCCUGACAGAAACCCAGAAGCCCCUGCCAAGACCAGAUCCAGGCAGGCAGAGCUGGUGGCAGCAUCAUAACUUGGACUCUCCAGAGACUCACAGGGACUCUCUGAGGACUGACCCACAGAGUGUUUGGCUGCGUGUCAACCCUGAGGGCUCCCAGAAGGCCUGAAGGGCUGCGCUGUCCAGUGCAGGUGCUGGUGGCUGGAGCAGCGGCCUACACGGGCCUGAUGUCAGGGCCCCACGACGCGCCUUCACAGCUUAGCCUGGAUGCACCAUUGUCUCGCUCUCACUCUGGAUUAAAUGGACACUCAAAGCCCAGCCAGGCCCGGCUGCAGGAGCUGUGGUCCCCACGGUGGCCACGGCCCAUCUCCUGGUGCUGUUCUCAUGGCUGUGUGGCCUGCACUCUCGUGGGAAACUGCUUCAGACCUUGGGGUCCCUAUGCUUCCUUCUCUUGUCUCUGCUGCUCACAUGAGCUGAGGGGGCUUUAGUGAAGGGAUUCUUACUGUGCCUGGCCGCCUGCUGUCCCUCGGUUUCCCUGCAGGCUAGCGCAGGAUCCCUAGCACACUGCUGCUCUCCAAGUCUCUUGGAGCAUCUUUGACACCUCAGCCUGCUAUUUCUGGAGGAGGUGGACCAGGGGCCUGGAGCCUGACUUGGGGUCUUCACAAAAGAAAGACAUCUUGAAGUUGGUGACAGGACCCUGUUCCAAUGGGUGUGUGCCCCGUGGAAUCCUGGACACAGCUGCCAGUCCUAAGCCACCAACACCCAACAGGUGCAGAGCUUGGAAGUGACUUCCAGGGUCCUGUGCUCAUUCGAUACUGGACAGUCUCUGACCCUCGGGUCUUUGAGGGACACAGGGCCUUCCAUCCCUUCAGGGCCCACCAGGAAAGGCCGUCUCUUCCUUCACCCCGAACAGGUCAACCCCAAUAUUAAAGUUGGCCCUGCAUGGUCUUCUGCCUCUUGGACUUGA